AUGGGCAGCACUAAAGAAACAGCCAGCCUGCAGUUGUUGCAUCAAGAACCUGGGCCCCAUCUGCCACAGGUAGCUCAAUCUGCCCCUCUCUGUGAUCAGGUUAGGAGCUGCCAAACUGUGGACCUGACCAUGAGGAACUGCUGUGUGAGUGAACUGGGCCUCCCCAGUGAAGCAGCUAGCUCUGAGCCCCAAAGUCAGCCCAAGAAAGAACUCUCAGAGGUGAGUCUGGGACCUAGCCACUCCAUUGGUCCUGCAGAAUUGGCAUCUGGACCAGAGAAACAAUUACCACUGAAUCCAAAAGAACUGGAUCCUAGUGGAAGCUCCCUGGUUUGCUCCUCUGAUUCCAAGUGCUCCAGCCCCAAUCCUUCCUGGGGCACCAGGGAUAAGGAGGAGUCAGGGAAAGAGGUCACAUCAGGACCACCAACAGGACCCCCCCAAGAAGAGGCUAAAACAGAGACUUCAAGUCUGCUGCCAGCUUCAACCUCAGGGAAGCCAGAUCCUGUGUCCUGUGAGAAAAAGGAUCCCUCACUCUUGGGGAAAAUAGAUUCUGUGACUAUGAAGAACAUGGAUCCCACAUCCUUGGAGAAAAAUGAUUCCACUUCUAUGGGGAUGAAGGAUUCCUUGUCCUCAGGAAGAUCAGACCCUGCCUCCUUGAAGAAGGAUGAUCCUGUGUCAUUGCAGAAAGGAGAUCCUGUAUCCUCAGGGAAAGUGGAUCUCUUGACCCAGGAGAAAGCAAAUCCUAGUUCCAUAGGAAGGAUGGAUCCCAUUUCUUUAGGGAAAGCAAAUCCUUCAUGCUCAGAGAAAGCAAACUCCAUAAGUUCUGGGAAGACAGAUACCCUAUUAUUAGGGAAAGUGGAUUCUUUGCCCUUGGGGAAGGAAGAUGCCACUGCUUUAGAAAAGAGAGAUUCUUUGUCUUCAGGGAAAGUAGAUUCUGUGGUCUCAGGGAAAACAAAUUCCAAGACCUUGGCAAAGGAGGACUCCGGGCCUUUGGAGAAGGAAGAUAUCAUUGCCUCAGAAAAGGCAGAACCCAUGCCUGCAGGGAAAAUACACCCUAUGUCUUUAGGGAAGGCAGAUACCACAUCUCUGGAGAAAGUGGAGCCUAUGCCUUUGGGCAAAGCAGAUCCUAUGUCUUCUGGGGAUGCGGAUCUCACAUCCUUAGAAAAGGUCGAUCUAGUGUCCUUGGGAAAGGCAGCUUCCAUUUCUCCAGAGAAAAUGGACUCUGUGUCUUUGAGAAAUGUGGACCCCAUCUCCUCUGAUAAAGCAGAUCCUGUUUUGUCACAGAAAAUAAAACCUAUUCCCUCAGGAAAGGUAGAGCCUGUGCUCUCAGGGAAGACAGAUUCCACACCUUUGGGAAAGAUAGAUCCUGUAUCCUUGAGAAAGGAAGAUCCUAUGUUUCUAGGGAAAGCAGAUUCUGUCCCCAUGGGGAAGGUGGAUCAUGUUCCCUUAGACAAGGUGGAGCCCAUGUCCUUGGGGAAGACAAAUUCUGGCCCCUUAGGGGAAGUGGAUCUUGUUCCCUCCGACAAGGUAGAUUCCAUGUCCUUGAAGAAGAGAGUAUCUUCAGGGAAAACAGAUUCUAGGUCCUUGGAAAAGACAGAUCCUACACCCUUGGAGAAGGAAGAAAGAACAUCUUCAAGGAAGGGAGACUCUAUGUCUUCAGAGAAGAGGGAUCCUCUGUCCUUGAAGAAGGUGGAUCCCAGCUCCUUGGAGAAGGUAAAUCCCAUAUCCAUGGUGGAACUGGAUGCUAUGUCUUUGGGAAAAACAGAUCCCAUGUCCUCUAAGAAGUCUCCAGCCUCAAGAGAACUUCUCCCAGAAAAGUCUAGUUGGAGUCCAACUUGCCCUAAACCAGAGGCAAUGCCUUCCUCUGAUUCACAGCAGUUGAACAAAGAAAUGGCUAUUUGUGGAGCACCCCAGGACACCCAGUCUGACUUCAGCCAUAAGGCAACAGCAGUUCUCACCACUGGGGCUGAGACCCCCUCAGUGCAGGUCCCUGAGACCCAAUCAACCACAGAGAAACCUCAAAAGACUGUAUCUGUGUCCCUAAGUCAGGGAUGGUCAUCAGGGCACUCCCAGAAAUCAGCCCUGCAGAAGAUGAGCCCAGCUGACCCAGUCAGGGCCAGAGCAGAGGAAAUCUCACUGACCCGAGAGGAGAUCCAGGAGCUUCCCGAAGCACCACAGAAAGGAGUGGGCCCAACUCCAGCCAGGGAAGUCAGGACUAGGGAUAAUUUCACCAAGGUACCAUCCUGGGAUGUGAGCGCUCCCCAGCAGGAUGCUGGCACCCAGGCAGACACACGUGCUGUCUGUGUGUCCGUGGCAGUGAGCCCCAUGACUCCCCAGGAUGGCUCAGGCCCCAUGACCUUCAGUUUCCAGCCCACUGCCCGGAAUGUUCCAGCUUCCCGGAGUCCUGGCCCACUGCUAUCUAAGAAGGAUGUGGAAAUGCAGGUGUCCAUGGGUGUGGAGACCCGGUCGGUAGCCACUGGCCCCAUGACCCCAGUGACCACAUCACCCCAAGCCUCAUACCCAGAAGUGCAGGUGCGAGCGGCUGAGGAAGCUCCCGAGCCUGUGCGGGAGGUCAGCUGGGAUGAAAAGGGCAUGACGUGGGAGGUAUACGGGGCUUCCAUGGAGGUAGAGGUGCUAGGCAUGGCCAUCCAGAAGCAUCUGGAGAAGCAGAUCGAGGAGCAUGGGCGACAAGGCGGGCCAUCGGGGCCGCAGCUCCCUAGCACCCGGGCUGGCUCUCUCAGAGGUGGCCCCCGCCCUGGUGAAGCUAAGCGUCCCCCCAGCUUGUUCAGGGCCCUGUUGCAGAGUAUGCGGAGGCCCCGGUGCUGUUCCCGGGCUGGCCCCACAGCCGAGUGA
Messenger RNA from Gracilinanus agilis (Agile Gracile Mouse Opossum), 2850 nucleotides. RefSeq names its product G protein regulated inducer of neurite outgrowth 1 (gene GPRIN1). The transcript has a single exon. The coding region runs from base 1 to 2850 and encodes 949 amino acids. The record is from RefSeq and is a predicted model, not a curated record. Gene Ontology annotation, cellular component: plasma membrane. Gene Ontology annotation, biological process: neuron projection development. Lineage: Eukaryota; Metazoa; Chordata; Mammalia; Didelphimorphia; Didelphidae.